Molecule: messenger RNA, 1821 nt
Organism: Capronia epimyces CBS 606.96
Lineage: Eukaryota; Fungi; Ascomycota; Eurotiomycetes; Chaetothyriales; Herpotrichiellaceae
Product: tyrosyl-tRNA synthetase
Exons: 5
Coding region: 1-1821 (606 amino acids)
Biological process (GO): tyrosyl-tRNA aminoacylation
Cellular component (GO): mitochondrion; cytosol
Molecular function (GO): ATP binding; tyrosine-tRNA ligase activity; RNA binding
Source: RefSeq, a predicted model, not a curated record
AUGCCGGCCUUGUCCCCCUUGCGUACCGCCCAACGUUCUCUUUACAUAUGCCAGAGCUGUCGCCAGCAUCUGCGCGCCCGCCCGGCCUCGUCCCCGCUGUUUUCCCCGGCUCAGAAAAGACGGAUCUCCAAAGGCCAUGUUCGAAAGAUCCAAGAGGCGGAGAGAGAAUGGCGGACGAGGGCUGAACAUAUCGAGGCAGGAAAGAUAAAGCCUAUGCUGGAGGUGCUCGAGGAAAGGGGUUACAUCAAUCAAACCGUCGGCUCGAGGCAGGAUCUGGAACACUUACUGACUCAUCGUCGGGUCGGUGUGUAUGCUGGUAUAGACCCCACCGCGCCAUCUAUGCAUGUCGGCCAUAUGAUACCAUUCAUGGUGUUGGCCUGGUUCUAUGUCCAUGGCUAUUCUACGCACUUUGUGUUGGGAGGCUUCACGGCCAGUAUCGGCGAUCCUACAGGGCGAUUGACCGGCCGCGAGCUGCAAGCCCCGUCCACUCGAAAAGCGAAUAUGGCAUCGAUGCACGCCCAGCUCAAAAGACUCGGUGCUUCGAUUGAGAAUUAUGCCGGUCGACGGGGCUACGUGAAGGAAUGGGCCUGGCACCGGUCUUUGGACAACAACGUCGCCUGGUGGACCAAGACUUCUGCAAGAGAUUUUCUAUCGGUUCUAGGCCGACAGGUUCGCAUAGGCCCAAUGCUGGGCAGAGACACGGUCAAGAACAGAAUGGAGAAGGGCGACGGAAUGUCUUUCGCCGAAUUCAGUUACCCUCUUGUCCAGGCGUGGGAUUGGUGGCACCUGUUUCAACGGGGCGUCCAAAUACAGAUCGGCGGAGCAGACCAAUUUGGCAACAUCCUUGCUGGGGCCGAAGCGGUCAAGCAGAUGGCCAAGGAGUCUCACGAGUAUCAACAGUCGCUGCGGCAGGUCCAGCUGGUCGACGAAGAGAAUGGAAUCAAAGUCACUUCGGACCCGAUGGGUUUCACUGUUCCGCUGUUAACUACGGCUUCUGGUGAAAAGUUUGGGAAGAGUGCUGGAAAUGCGGUCUGGCUGGAUCCAGAGCUGACCAGUAUUUUUGACCUUUAUCAGUUCUUCCUGCGCACCGCCGACACCGACGUCGAAAAGUACUUGAAGUUAUUCACAUUUUUGCCUUUGGCCGAGAUCCGCGCACUGGUACAGGAACACGAAAAGGACCAGUCUAAGCGUGUCGCCCAGCAUAAGCUGGCCAAAGAGUUUGUCGAACUCAUCUAUGGGCAUGAGGCUGCUGCCAAUGCCGAAGCCGAACACCGACAGUUGUUCAACAAAAAGCUCACCCUGGGUGAUGUUGCCGCAAGUAUGGCCGAAGCAAGAUCAGCUCAGCUUGGCCAUCCGGGGCAGCCGAGUUUCAUCAACCCGUCCUUGAACAAAUACGCGCAGCCGCUGCGCCGGGAGGACAAUGCCGCGGUCCACGUCAAGUUGCCCAGGAGCCUGGUGAUUGGGAAGCCUCUCAGCCAUGUUCUCUGGGCGGUUGGGCUGGUGGGAUCUCGAACUGAAGGACAACGACUCAUCAAUGCUGGAGGAGCGUAUAUCGGAGCCAAUGCUGAUGCGAGGGGUGGGAUGGAUGACGCGCUCAGCUUCACACCUGCUAAGACGGCGGCGUGGGAAGAACUCUCGAAGUUCAUCCUCGACGAAAAAGUCCUCGUCCUACGUGUGGGGAAAUGGCGGCUGAAGAUCGUCGACAUUAUCCCCGACGAAGAUUACGAAGCCUCAGGUUUGACUUGUCAAGCCUGGGAGGCGCUGAAAGAAGCUCGAGCCGCAGAACAAACCAGCGAAGCCGCCGAGCAGACGGCGACAUGA